This is a messenger RNA of Sinocyclocheilus anshuiensis, 435 nucleotides long. RefSeq names its product UPF0696 protein C11orf68 homolog. The annotation marks the transcript as partial. Lineage: Eukaryota; Metazoa; Chordata; Actinopteri; Cypriniformes; Cyprinidae. The transcript has a single exon. The record is from RefSeq and is a predicted model, not a curated record.
AUUCUUGCAAGUGCGAGAAAAGGUCAAAAUUAAGAGAUGCUAACCUAGAAUUCUGAGGGGGAAAAGUCCAUUUACCGUUGCAUUAACCUGUAUUAUGCGUAUUUUGUGGCAGAGUUGAAGACCUGUAUAGAGAGAGAAACUCAUAAUCAGACAGACACACAGGUUAGUGUUUGUCCUCCCCAGCGGCUCGCUAUGGCGGAGGACGAGCAUCUCUCGGCCGAGGACUACGCCGCCGAGGCCAUGGCCGCCGACAUGGACCCCUGGAUUGUCUUCGACGCCCGCAAAACGCCCCGAGCCGAGUUCAGCAGCUGGCUGGAGUCCAACCGGCCCUCGCAGGUCAGCCGCUGUGGGGCCGGGGGGCCGGUGGGCUGGAUCGCGGUGCGUGGGCCGCAGUACUGCGAGGAUGCCGGAGACGUGGAGGGGCUGCAGGACAGC